This is a messenger RNA of Micropterus salmoides (largemouth bass), 7131 nucleotides long. RefSeq names its product NLR family CARD domain-containing protein 3-like. Gene Ontology annotation, molecular function: protein binding. The coding region runs from base 2396 to 5980 and encodes 1194 amino acids. The record is from RefSeq and is a predicted model, not a curated record. The transcript is spliced from 13 exons. NCBI's taxonomy places the organism in Eukaryota, Metazoa, Chordata, Actinopteri, Centrarchiformes, Centrarchidae.
CAACUAACCACAGCUCAGAGUUUUGUACUUACACUAUCAUUUGUUUGGAGACAUGCACUUACUGGCGUGGCCCUUUCUGAUCUUCUAAAUUUGAUUAGUAUUCACUGUCCAGAAAACACUGUCGACUUCCAAGCAUCUCUUCUUAAAAGAGCCAAUACAAAGUCACCUUCAAUGUCACAUUUACUGUCCAAACUGUGAGUGUGACAUUGGUGACAAAGAUAGUGAAGGGCAGUGUACAGUGUGCAACACGACGUGGGAUAAAAACAGCUCACUGAAGAAUGGAAACUUCUUCAUUUACUUACCAAAGUCUUAAAUCAGGAAACGGCACAUGUAAUCCUGAAACUUAUGAUGAUAUAUGUAGUGGUAAAAUGUAUCAUAAACUGAACAAAAAUGGAGGCCCACUAGAUUGUCCGCAUGGAUACUCCUUAACACUCAACUGUGAUGGAGUGCCUGUAUUUAAAUCAUCACUAUAUUGUAUCUGGCCAUUACAAGGGAUUGUAAAUGAGCUUCCUUACCUUGUGCGCAAAGAAAAUGCAUAAUGUACAUCUUGGUGUGGUUCUGCAAAUGGCAAACAUGUCGCUGGACAGUGAAAACCAUCAGAAACCAUAUUAUAUAGAGAAUAGAAUGACUGAACUUGAUCAACAACUCUUACUGAUUAAGCGCCCUUGCAAUGUGACGAGAGUGCCCCGAUCUCUUCAGCAAAGGAGGUUUUGGAAGGCUAGUGAAUGGCAGAACUGGUUACUGUUUUAUAAUAUCUUUGUGCUUAAAGGAAUUCUGCCCCAGGUAUUUUACCAACACUGGUUACUCCUUGUCACAUUCAUGUUCUUACUAUGCAAGGACAUUAUUUCAACAGAGGAGUUAAAAAGAUGUGGAAAAACUGGUUGUAGACUUUGUCAAAAAAAUUUUAAACACUCUAUAGAAAGCAGCAUGUGUCAUUUAAUGUACAUUUAUGUCUUCAUUUGCCUGAAUCUGUUAAGAACUGGGGACCAUUGUGGGCACAUUCUGGAUAUAUUUUUUGAGUCAUUUAACGGGGAAAUUCUAAAAAUGUUUCAUGGCACUGAGUGUGUUCCUCUACAAAUAAUGAAAGUAUUCAGUACUGCCUCUUUUGAGAAAUGAUGCACUGAUAAAUGCUGUGCCUGAAUGCAUCCAGUGCACUUUACUGGUCAAAAAAGACUAAAGCAGUUUGAAAGAGUAGCUGAUCAGGUUGUUACCCUUGGUCUACAUUAUUCACGAAAACUUACUAGUGAAAAGAUCCUGGCUGUGAGAGAGCAACUUUCUGUCACUGUGGAUACAGUUGUGAAAAUAUUCACUUCUAGUCAAAGGUCAACUCUUUUACUCACAAGAGUUCACUAGAGUAGUGAAAAGGAACAGCUUCACAGUUAUGCUUAAUUAAUUUGGUAUUUAGGAUAGGGCAUUUAGUCAUUUAGCCAUUUAGGAUUUGGGGAUUUUGGGAUUUAGGAUUGAGUUGUGUAUGCAAAUGAGGAGGCGUGACCCAAAAGCUGCAGGGAGGGUUUGAUCCAUCUGACGAGAAAGCAGCAGACAGUACAACAGGUAAGAUAUGACAACAUUAGCAAGCUAUAUUAGGCUAACUGUUGCUGACAUGUAUGAGUUACGUUACUGUCGCUACGUGCAGGUUUUAAAUGCGCAACUGGUCAAUGCUACAUGAUCAUUAUAAAGCCGUUUGACUUAAAGCUCUUAAUUUAACACAACUAAGCCACAGACGCAUCUCUCCACUAAAUAAGCUGAAUAUUACAUACUUUCUGCAACAUUUUCGAUAAUAUAUUGCGCAAAGUCAUAUUUUGCAAUAACGAGAUUGAAUCAAUAUAUUGUACACAUGUUAGUGGACUAAACUCCACAGGUCUUUAGACAGUGGAAACACACCCAACAGUGGGCUGAAGGAACCUUUUACUGAAGGUUCUCCUCAUAACAUCACAUAAACAAUAUCAUUUUCUGAAUGAAGAGGGCAGCAAUAGAUUCCUGCACAUUUCAGUGUGGAUGGAGAUCAGCAGGCAGGUAAAUAAGCAAAAGGAGCAACAAGAAAAAGAGAAAUAAAUGUUUAAAAGUAUAAUCAAAUCAGAAAUGAAAAAGAAAUGCCUAUUUUCAGGUUUUCAAAAUCACAGGAUUUUGUAGGAGAACUUAAUGCAAUAAUAUACUGUACAAAGAGUUCUGAUGCUCGUGCACCUAAAACCUGUUUGUUAACUUCAACCAAACAAGAAAGUAACCUGAUCCUGUUCCAGCCCCUCCUGCCUGCCGCCAUUACAGGUGCAGCUCUGAGUGAUUCCAGGAAACAGCUCACCUGUGUUGAAGCUUUUUCUCUGCUGCCGUCAUCAACACUUUGGACGCUUUGAGGAAACUGUGAAAGUGUGUGAGCUGAUGUGGAUGUGAGUUCAGCAGCAUGAGUCAGUGUGAGGACAAAGAGGAGGGAGACCCUCAGAGAGAGAUCGAACAUGAGAGGAACAUUCUUGGAUCGGAUGAAUCAAAACCAGGACCUGAACCCAGCUGUGUGUCCCUCAAAAGUGACGUGUCCAUGGAGCCACCACUAUGUUUCAAAGGAAGAGAGAACAUUCCUGGAGCGGAUGAAUCUGAACCAGGACCUGAACCCAGCUGUGUGUCCCUCAAAAGCAACUGGUCCAUUGGACCCACCACUAUUUUCAAAGGAAGAGAAGUCGACCAGGAGAGUUCAGAGGUUCCCAUUGGUCAGUCUGCCCAGCAGCAUCAAACACACCUGGACUCCGUAUUUAUGCUGCUGGAGGAGAAAAUGAAAACCUUUAUGAAUAAUGAACUGAAGAAGUUCAAGAAGGCUCUGAGUUCAGAUGACCAACGCUUAGAGAUUCAGCGGGAGGAUGAGGAAGUGUUUUUUCUGAAGACCACACUGUGCUUCAUGAGGAAAAUGAAGCAGGACGAGCUGGCUGACAGUCUGCAGAGCAGAACUCCCUCUUCAGUUUGUCAGCCUAAACUUAAAUCUAAGCUGAAGAAGAAGUUCCAGUGUUUGUUUGAGGGGAUUGCUAAAGCAGGAAACUCAACUCUUCUGAACCAGAUCUACACAGAGCUCUACAUCACAGAGGGAGGGACUGCAGAGGUCAAUGAUGAACAUGAGGUCAGACAGAUUGAAACAGCAUCCAGGAAACCAGCCAGACCAGAAACAACCAUCAGACAAGAAGACAUCUUUAAACCCUCAAAAAUCAGACCAAUGAGAACAGUGAUGACAAAGGGAGUGGCUGGCAUUGGGAAAACAGUCUUAACACAGAAGUUCACUCUGGACUGGGCUGAAGACAAAGCCAACCAGGACAUACAGUUCACAUUUCCAUUCACUUUCAGAGAGCUGAAUGUGCUGAAAGAGGAAAAGUACAGCUUGGUGGAACUUGUUCAUCACUUCUUUCCUGAAACCAAAGAAGCAGGAAUCUGCAGGUUUGAAGAGUUCCAGGUUGUGUUCAUCUUUGACGGUCUGGAUGAGUGUCGACUUCCUCUGGACUUCCACAACAAUGAGAUCCUGACUGAUGUUACAGAGUCCACCUCAGUGGAUGUGCUGCUGACAAACCUCAUCAGGGGGAACCUGCUUCCCUCUGCUCGCCUCUGGAUAACCACACGACCUGCAGCAGCCAAUCAGAUCCCUCCUGAGUGUGUUGACAUGGUGACAGAGAUCAGAGGGUUCACUGACCCACAGAAGGAGGAGUACUUCAGGAAGAGGUUCAGAGAUGAGGAGCAGGCCGGCAGAAUCAUCUCCCACAUCAAGACAUCACGAAGCCUCCACAUCAUGUGCCACAUCCCAGUCUUCUGCUGGAUCUCUGCUACAGUUCUGGAGGAGGUGUUGAAGACCAGAGAGGGAGGAGAGCUGCCCAAGACCCUGACUGAGAUGUACAUCCACUUCCUGGUGGUUCAGUCCAAAGUGAAGAACAUCAAGUAUGAUGGAGGAGCUGAGACAGAUCCACACUGGAGUCCAGAGAGCAGGAAGAUGAUUGAGUCUCUGGGAAAACUGGCUUUUGAGCAGCUGCAGAAAGGAAACCUGAUCUUCUAUGAAUCAGACCUGACAGAGUGUGGCAUCGAUAUCAGAGCAGCCUCAAUGUACUCAGGAGUGUUCACGCAGAUCUUUAAAGAGGAGAGAGGGCUGUACCAGGACAAGGUCUUCUGCUUCGUCCAUCUGAGCGUUCAGGAGUUUCUGGCUGCUCUUCAUGUCCAUCUGACCUUCAUCAACUCUGGUGUCAAUCUGCUGGCAGAAGAACAAUCAACCUCCCAGAAGUCUCAAACAAGAAAAGAUGAAUCUGCAGUGACACAGUUCUACCAGAGUGCAGUGGACCAGGCGUUUUGCAGUCCAAAUGGACACCUGGACUUGUUUCUCCGCUUCCUCCUGGGACUUUCACUGCAGACCAAUCAGACUCUCCUACGAGGCCUGCUGACACAGACAGGAAGUAGCUCAAAGACCAAACGGGUAACAGUCAAGUACAUCAAGAAGAAGAUUGAAGAGACUCCCUCUGCAGAGAAAAGCAUCAAUCUGUUCCACUGUCUGAAUGAACUGAAUGAUCGUUCUCUAGUGGGGAAGAUCCAACAGUCCCUGAGUUCAGGAAGACUCUCCACAGAUAAACUCUCUCCUGCUCAGUGGUCAGCUCUGGUCUUCAUCUUACUGUCAUCAGAAAAAGAUCUGGACGUGUUUGACCUGAAGAAAUUCUCUGCUUCAGAGGAGGCUCUUCUGAGGCUGCUGCCAGUGGUCAGAGCCUCCAAGAAAGCUCUACUGAGUAGCUGUAACCUCUCAGAGAGAAGCUGUGAAGUUCUGUCCUCAGUUCUCAGCUCCCAGUCCUCCAGUCUGAGAGAGCUGGACCUGAGUAACAACAACCUGCAGGAUUCAGGAGUGAAGCUGCUGUCUGCAGGACUGAGGAGUCCACACUGGAAACUGGAAACACUCAGGCUGAGUGGCUGUAACCUCUCAGAGAGAAGCUGUGAAGCUCUGUGCUCAGUUCUCAGCUCCCAGUCCUCCAGUCUGAGAGAGCUGGACCUGAGUAACAACAACCUGCAGGAUUCAGGAGUGAAGCUGUCUGUCGGACUGCAGAGUCCACACUGUAAACUGGAAACCCUCAGACUGAGUGGCUGUAACCUCUCAGAGAGAAGCUGUGAAGCUCUGUGCUCAGUUCUCAGCUCCCAGUCCUCCAGUCUGAGAGAGCUGGACCUGAGUAACAACAACCUGCAGGAUUCAGGAGUGAAGCUGCUGUGUGCAGGACUGAGGAGUCCACAUUGUACUUUGGAAACGCUCAGACUGUCAGGCUGUCUGAUCACAGAGGAAGGUUGUGCUUCUCUGGCCUCAGCUCUCCCCUCCCAUCUGAGAGAGCUGGACCUGAGCUACAAUCAUCCAGGAGACUCAGGAGUGAAGCUGCUGUCUGCUAAACAGGAGGAUCCACACUGCAGACUGGACACUCUCAGGGUGGAGCCUGCUGGAGUCCGAUGGUUGAAACCAGGUCUGAGGAAGUAUUCCUGUGAACUCACACUCGACAUAAACACAGCAAAUCAAAAUACCAAGCUGUCUGACAACAACAGGAAGGCGACACAUGUGUGGGAGUAUCUGUCAAAUCCUGAUCAUCCGUACAGGUUUAACUUCUGGUCUCAGGUGAUGUGUACAACUGGUCUGACUGGUCGCUGUUACUGGGAGGUCGAGUGGACAGAAAAAGUUACUGUAGCAAUGAGUUACAGAGGAAUCAGCAAGAGGAGAAGCUCUGAAUACAAUUAUUUUGGAGGGAAUGAUAAGUCCUGGAGACUGGACUGCUAUCCAGAAGGUUACUCUGCCUGGCACAAUGACAGAGGAACAUCCAUCUCCACCUCCUCUGUCUCUAACAGAGUAGCAGUGUAUCUGGACUGGCCUGCUGGCAUUCUGUCCUUCUACAGAGUCUCCUCUGACACACUGAUCCACCUCCACACCUUCAACGCCACAUUCACUGAACCUCUUUAUCCUGGCUUUGGGUUCUGGCUCAACCCUUAUUCUUCAGUGUCUCUGUAGGAGGGAGAAUCUGCUCCUGUUGGAGAACAGAUCAGUUGAGUCGUACAGGAUCACAGUUGCAGAGGUCUUUCAGGUUCUUCUUAUAAAUUCAUCAAUGAAUCAAAGUGAUUCCUCAUUUACAUUGUUAACAUCGUCCACUUCUGGUCCUUUAAAGAUAAAAGCUCUGAUCAUUAAAUGAUGGAAAUGAUGUUGACUUGUACCUUCUGCCCCUUUAAUAUCCUUCUGAUGUUUUUGAAUGUGGUUGUUUUAUCUUAACAUUUAUAAUUUUUUUGCUUGCUGUAUGUCAUAUCGAUAUAUCUCUAUAUCUAUAUCUCUAUAUAUUGAUCGAUCGAUCUAUCUAUAUAUCUAUAUGUAUAUAGUAUCAUAAAAGGGCUAAAUGUCCAAUUGUUAACAAAAUAAAGAAUGUCAGAGCUCUUCUUUAUUUGUAAAGAGACCAGUUUUUACAUUUUAGGCGGAUUUCAGAAUGAGGGACUGACUGAACCUGCAAUAAGGGAUACAAUUGUCAGAAACUACUUUUGAUGAUGGUGUCAUUGUAAUUAACGUACAGUAAUAAGUUAGUUUUUUAGUUUUUACCUGUUAAGCCUUUCAGUACAGUAAUGUCUACUCUAUUACUGUAAAGUUUAAACAAAUCAAGUGCAAAAUAUAAAUAAAUGUGUGUAUAAGCUGGUACAUGAUAGAAAAUGUUAUUAUGUGUUAUAUUAUUUGACAGAUUCUGAAGUUUGAUUACAUUCUGUUCUGAAAAUCCACCCUGAAUCCACCCUUCUGUUGGGAUCAGGAUUAUCCUAAUUAUUUUGGAUCAAAGGGAUCCCACCAACUAAAAACACAUACUGAAGGUUUGAUCCAGAUCAAAACAAAGUUAGGAUCAGGUGAUCUUUUUCUUUUGAACAACCCAUUUUAAAGAUUUUAUCCAAUCCAAUCACUUCUGAACAUCUGGGCCCGGCUGUCUGAAUGGGAGCAAAUCCCUGCAGCAGGUUCAACAUGUGCUGGAAAUCAGGUGUCCACAUACUUUUGGCCAUAUAGUGUAUUACAGCUUGAGACAUUUAGUCACUGUGUUUUGCCCUUAAAGUGUUUGCGGCCUUCACAUUUAUGAAACUGUGCAGAUUGUAGAAUUCUUGUGUUUUCAGCUCUAAUAAAACACUUUGUAAAGUAAA